AAUCACACAUUUUCCUCCCUGAAGUUAAAAUUGAUAAAAUCUCUAUACAUGUGUCUUGUUUGACAAUUGAUAAUAACAUUGAAAAAUAACAAUAUUGUUGACUAUACAAGGCAAUUUCUUCAAAUUGAGUAAUGAUGUGAUGUGUGUGGUUAACUGUCUCUACCCAGGAAGUGGUUUUAUUUAAAAGUUUUGUGCUCACCCCACCCCCCGCCUUUUUCUUCCCCCAGUACUGAAAUUAAGCAGCAUCCAACACAGGCCUACUCUUACGACAUGUGACUUUACUGUUUUCCGUUUUUGUUGAAAGAGUCAUUAACAGUUAGGAGUUGAUGGCAGUUUCAAUAACAGGUCAUUGCUGAGAAAAGGAUAGCACUAUAAUAUGCAGAAAUCUACAAAUUCUGAUACUUCUGUGGAAACACUGAAUUCUACACACCAAGGCACAGGAGCUGUGCAAAUGAGAAUCAAAAAUGCCAACAGCCACCAUGACAGGCUCAGCCAAAGUAAAUCCAUGAUCCUCACCGAUGUCGGGAAGGUCACUGAACCUAUAUCCCGACACAGAAGGAAUCAUUCACAGCAUAUCUUGAAAGAUGUCAUUCCUCCACUGGAACAACUGAUGGUUGAAAAAGAAGGUUAUCUGCAAAAAGCUAAAAUUGCAGAUGGAGGAAAGAAACUAAGGAAAAACUGGUCUACUUCCUGGAUUGUUCUUUCUAGUCGAAAAAUUGAAUUUUACAAAGAAUCCAAGCAACAGGCUCUGUCCAAUAUGAAAACUGGGCACAAACCAGAAAGUGUGGAUUUGUGUGGAGCACACAUUGAAUGGGCCAAGGAAAAAUCUAGCAGAAAGAAUGUCUUUCAGAUCACAACAGUAUCAGGAAAUGAGUUCCUUCUACAGUCAGAUAUUGACUUCAUCAUAUUGGAUUGGUUCCACGCUAUCAAAAAUGCAAUUGACAGAUUGCCAAAGGAUUCAAGUUGUCCAUCAAGAAACCUGGAAUUAUUCAAAAUCCAAAGAUCCUCUAGCACUGAAUUGCUAAGUCACUACGACAGUGAUAUAAAAGAACAGAAACCAGAGCACAGAAAAUCUUUAAUGUUCAGACUGCAUCACAGUGCUUCCGAUACAAGCGACAAAAAUCGAGUUAAAAGCAGAUUAAAGAAGUUUAUUACCCGAAGACCUUCCCUGAAAACUCUGCAAGAAAAAGGACUUAUUAAAGAUCAAAUUUUUGGCUCUCAUCUGCACAAAGUGUGUGAACGUGAAAAUUCCACAGUUCCGUGGUUUGUAAAGCAAUGCAUUGAAGCUGUUGAGAAAAGAGGUCUAGAUGUUGAUGGAAUAUAUCGAGUUAGUGGCAAUCUGGCAACAAUACAGAAGUUAAGAUUUAUUGUCAACCAAGAAGAGAAGCUGAAUUUGGACGACAGCCAGUGGGAGGACAUCCACGUUGUCACCGGAGCACUGAAGAUGUUUUUCCGGGAGCUGCCUGAGCCGCUCUUCCCUUACAGUUUCUUUGAGCGGUUUGUGGAAGCGAUCAAAAAGCAAGACAACAACACAAGAAUUGAAGCUGUAAAGUCUCUUGUACAAAAACUCCCUCCACCAAAUCGUGACACCAUGAAAGUCCUCUUUGGACAUCUAACUAAGUCAACCCCAACUUCCUCGUCCAUCAGUUGAGACCCAAUACUGCCAUACUACCUUGAAUUAUUUAGCAUCAGCUGAAGAAAAAAAAAAUCACCUUGAUUUAAAAAGCUUGCCUUCUGCUUUAAAGUAUAUAAAGAAAUUUGGUUCCCUUGUUUUAUGGAGCAAACUUCAAAGUGGAAGGGAGAAAAAAAAUCAAGCAGACCUCAAGUCACCUGAUUUCCAGUCCACUAAACCACACUCUGCUUUCUUGCCAAUACCAAUACUCGAUUGUGUUUCCAGGGAAGAAGGAAUGGUAAAACAAAGAGUGAGAAAGCUGAGCCAACUGUGAUAGAGGCACAGGCCAAUCCCUCAGACUCCCUUUUUCUAAUUGAACACCAGAUAUAAUCCCAGCCCUUUAAAUAAAAUUACCUAAUUAAUCCUAA
Molecule: messenger RNA, 2040 nt
Organism: Symphalangus syndactylus (siamang)
Lineage: Eukaryota; Metazoa; Chordata; Mammalia; Primates; Hylobatidae
Gene: ARHGAP15
Product: Rho GTPase activating protein 15
Biological process (GO): signal transduction; regulation of GTPase activity
Cellular component (GO): cytoplasm
Source: RefSeq, a predicted model, not a curated record